Trichomonas vaginalis G3 is the source of this 714-nucleotide messenger RNA. RefSeq lists its product as uncharacterized. Bases 1 to 714 code for a protein of 237 amino acids. Lineage: Eukaryota; Parabasalia; Trichomonadida; Trichomonadidae. The record is from RefSeq and is a predicted model, not a curated record. The transcript has a single exon.
AUGAUUCCCCAAUCAGUCCUGAGAUCUAUAAUGGAACUCAGGACUCAGGUUAACAACCUAGAAGCCGAAAGGGUUGCAUUACAAGAUGAAAUUCAACAAUUAAACAAAAAAAUCAAAUAUAAUCAAAAACAGUUAAAAAUUCAAUCUCCAAUCAUUGGUGUUACAGAUGUAAUGGCAAAAAUAAAUUAUACCAUUGAAAAUAACCUCAAUGAUAUUCGUCGAGCAAAAAUUCAUAAAAAAUUAUUGAAUCGAGAACUAAAUACAAUUAAAAAACAGCUUUCAGAAGAUCAAACAUUUGAAAAAAUCGAUCCAAAUGAAAUACUGACAAGUGAAAAUCUUGCCAAACAAUACUAUAUCCUAUUAAAAGAAAUGUUUGCUGCUCCUCCAUUCCCUGAUGAAAACCUUAUCUAUCGCGCUAAUUGGCGAGUUGCAAAUUCAAAACCUCACGAUGUCGAUACACAAUUUCGAGAUAUUAUCGAAAAUCUACAUAAAUUUGCAGAACCAUUCGAGUCUUUAGAUAUCGAGCAGAAGAGAUUUAUUGUUAAGCAAGCAGGUUUUGCCAAAAAAGCUAUGAACAUGAUUAUCAAGGAUUUCAUACAGCUAGAUAAGCAAGAAUCUCUGAAUAUAGAUGUUCCACACGUUACAUAUGAAAAAGUUCAGUGUGCAAAUGAUUUUGCAUAUCUGAAAUAUGCAAUCGAUAGAAUCUUUCGCUAA